Penicillium cataractarum is the source of this 1521-nucleotide messenger RNA. RefSeq names its product MATE family efflux transporter. Gene Ontology annotation, cellular component: membrane. Gene Ontology annotation, biological process: xenobiotic detoxification by transmembrane export across the plasma membrane. The coding region runs from base 1 to 1521 and encodes 506 amino acids. The transcript has 2 exons. Gene Ontology annotation, molecular function: xenobiotic transmembrane transporter activity; antiporter activity. Lineage: Eukaryota; Fungi; Ascomycota; Eurotiomycetes; Eurotiales; Aspergillaceae. The record is from RefSeq and is a predicted model, not a curated record.
AUGCCUCCCGCUUACGAGAAUGCCAAUCCACCCGAUCUCGAUGGCCAAUUCAACGAGUCUAUCGAGACACCCCCAAACGAGUAUACAUCACUUCUUCCUAAACCGAUAGAUCCGGAAGAUGCGACUCAAAUAGAUUGUGUCUGGCGAAGAGGCGAUUAUAAAGUGACGCGAACGAAACAAUUAUUGACAGAGUUCUGGAAAUUGACGACAAGUUCUGUUCCCGUGAUUCUGGCCUAUACCCUGCAGAUGAGUCUUCAAACAGCCACAGUUGUCAUUAUCGGACAUUCAUCUCCGAUGAACUUGGCAGUCAGUGCUUUCUCAAUGAUGUUUGCCUUGGUCACUGGCUGGAUGAUUGCGCUCGGUGGCACAACUGCUCUGGACACUCUUGCUUCAUCCACUUUUACUGGAAGUGGCAACAAACAUGAUCUUGGCGUUCUGCUUCAACGGGCAUUCUUGGUACUGGGUCUCCUAUACAUUCCUGUAUGUAUACUAUGGGCCUGCUCGAAUUCCUUCUUCCAGGCCCUUGGCCAGGACCCAGAGCUGUCUUAUCAAACAUCUCGAUUCCUAACUGUUCUGAUCCCCGGCGGUCUGGGGUACAUUUACUUCGAGACCAUGAAGAAGUUUCUCCAAGCCCAAGGAAUCAUGAGAGCUGGAACGUAUGUCUUGAUGAUUACCUCGCCACUAAACGCAGGACUAUGUUACUUCCUAUGUUACACCCUGGACUUCGGACUUCUGGCUGGUCCCAUAGCCGCAGGAAUCUCAUACUGGAUGUCAUUCUUUCUCUUGUUGUUAUAUGCUCGAUUCAUUGCCGGUUCUGAAUGCUGGGGUGGAUGGACGUGGGCAGCCUUCGAAAACUUAGGGACGUUCGCAAAACUUGCCAUUUUGGGAUUCUUCCAUGUCGGCACCGAAUGGUGGGCAUUUGAGAUCGUCGCCCUAGUAGCUGGUCGACUUGGAACGAUUCCACUUGCUGCCCAGAGCGUUAUCAUGACCGCAGAUGGAAUUCUUAAUACAAUCCCGUUCGGUCUUGGUGUCGCAACUUCAUCUCGGCUCGGUAAUCAACUGGGCCUACGCAACGCAAAGGGCGCAUCAGUAACCGCCCACUCCUCAGCUGUGCUCUCUGUGAUAUAUGGCGCCCUGGUACUAACAAUUUUGAUGGGCACUCGUGAUCACUUUGCCAAAAUUUUCAACAAUGAUCCACGGGUUGUUGAAUUGACUGCCGAAAUUAUGCCGUUUGUUGCGCUGUUCCAAAUUGCAGAUGGUUUGAAUGGAAGCUGUGGUGGAAGUCUUCGAGGAAUGGGUCGACAGCACUUAGGUGCUGCAGUUAAUCUUGUCAGCUAUUACUGUUUUGCGUUGCCUUUGGGAAUAUAUCUGGCAUUCCAUGGCUGGGGGCUGAAGGGGCUUUGGGUAGGGCAGUGCGUUGCGUUGUAUUGUGCAGGAACUCUGGAGUGGAUUCUCGUCGCAAUGACAAAUUGGGAAUCGCAGGUGCAAAGAGCCUUCAAGAGGAUGGAUGUGAGCCACUAG